Messenger RNA from Plasmodium gonderi, 648 nucleotides. RefSeq lists its product as hypothetical. Lineage: Eukaryota; Apicomplexa; Aconoidasida; Haemosporida; Plasmodiidae. Bases 1 to 648 code for a protein of 215 amino acids. The record is from RefSeq and is a predicted model, not a curated record. The transcript has a single exon.
AUGAACUUUGUGAAAACGCACAUUUACAAACAAGAGUAUACAAAUGAAGGGAUAAAAGAACUUGAAAAGGAUGCUAGGAGUACAAAAGAAAUAGAUCAAAAUAAAAUACUGAAAGAAUUACCAGAAUUUAAGAGAAAUAAUCAAUUCUUAAGCCUUUCAGAACAAUUGGAAUUAAACAAAAAUAACAGUACCAAUAAUGUAGUAUAUGGAAAAGAUGAUAAUGAUGGAGAGGGACAUAUGAAUAUUUAUGCUAUGCCAAAUUUAACUGAAGAAUAUGCUGAAUAUUAUGAAAGUUAUGCAAAAAAUGAUAAUUAUAGUGCUGAAAAAAUUAGACAAAGAGAAUAUGAAGUUGAAUUAGAGUUUAAAGAAGCUAUAAAAAGUUUUGUUAAAAAAAAAGAAUUAAAUGAAAAAAAAAACAACUCUGAUUUAUUCAGGGAGGAAACAAAUGUAAAUCUCAAAGAGAUUAAAAAAAAUAUUAUUAAAAAUAAAAAAAAAAAUGAAGUAAAAUCUAAUGUCAAGGCUAUAAUAAAAACCAAGAAAAAAACUUCCAUCGCUUGUCCAGAGAAUCAUGUGGAUAUAAAAAAACAUACUCCACAAGAAGAAAACAAUUCAUUAUUGAUUGGUUAUUCGGAUUAUUCUGAUGGGUAG